This is a messenger RNA of Danio rerio (zebrafish), 6191 nucleotides long. Lineage: Eukaryota; Metazoa; Chordata; Actinopteri; Cypriniformes; Danionidae. The record is from RefSeq and is a predicted model, not a curated record.
CAUUGUUGUUGGUUGCAGGCGAGAAUCACAUCAGACAGAAAACGACACUGGUGUUGAAUAGCAAUCAAACUGUGCGUUUUUCUGGUGUUUAUCAGUAAAGUGUUACAGUCCUGGCGAUCGCUGCUGAUAAGCGUUUGCAGCAUUACAGAUUUAUUCAUGCAAAACUAAAUUAUUGGCCCUCGGAUGAGAACAUUGUGUGCGGAAUUACGGCAGGCCAUCUAGCAAUCGCUGUAGAAAGCUGCUUCUUUCUUUACACAACAGAUCAGAGCUCUGUAAGGACCUCCAAUGAAAAGAAAGUCACAGCCUCUCAACAUAUUCACCCCCCACCGUGAACCACUGACUUACGCCCAGGCCCAAAGGAUGGUGGAUCUAGAAGUUGAUGGUCAGCUCCACCGUAUCAGCAUCUUUGACAAGCUUGAGAUUAUCACGGAUGAGGAUCCUUUGGCACAGGAAAUUAUAAAGUGCAUCAGCAGUAAGGAGAAUGCUGAAAAACACCUGCAGAUUUCAGAAUAUUCUGCACAAAUCAAAAACAACAAUCAGAAAAAGAACACAUCUGACAGUAGUAUUCAAGGCAGCAUCCUUCCUGAGCCCAAAUUUCACACUGUGGAUUACAAUCUUCCAGUAAUUCCAAGCAGACCUUCUACAUACUACAAAUAUAAGCAGAAAACUGUAGAAGAGCUGGACCAGGAGGUGGAAUAUGAUAUGGAUGAAGAGGACUUUGCCUGGCUUGACCUGGUCAAUGAGAAAAGGAAGGAUGAAGGUCUCAAUCUGGUUUCUUUCGAUGACUUUGAGUUUCUUCUUGACCGUUUUGAAAAAGAGUCAUUCUUAGAGAGUCAAGGCCAACAUACCCUACAGUCAAUAGAUGAUGAAGAUGCUGUUUGCUGCAUAUGCAUGGAUGGAGACUGCAUGGACAGCAAUGUCAUCCUCUUCUGUGACAUGUGCAACCUAGCUGUUCAUCAGGAUUGUUACGGUGUUCCAUAUAUUCCAGAGGGUCAGUGGCUUUGCAGACAUUGUCUACAUUCCCCAACACAACCUGCAAAUUGCAUCCUCUGCCCUAACAAGGGAGGAGCAGUAAAACAAACUGAAGACGACAGAUGGGGUCAUGUGGUAUGUGCUUUAUGGGUACCCGAGGUUGGGUUCUCCAACACGGUUUUUAUAGAGCCUAUUGAUGGUGUCUCAAACAUUCCCCCUGCUCGAUGGAAACUUACUUGCUACCUCUGUAAAGAAAAAGGUGUUGGAGCUUGUAUCCAAUGCCACAAAGCUAACUGCUACACUGCAUUCCAUGUCAGCUGUGCACAGAAGUCUGGUCUUUUUAUGAAGAUGGAGCCUAUUAAGGUUUUGACUGACUCGGGUAUACCCACAUUCUCAGUGAAGAAGACAGCCUAUUGUGGGGCCCACACUCCAAACGGCUCAGUUAAAAGACCUCUUGCAAUAUAUAAAGACAAUGAGACAAAUUAUGGGCUUUGCCAGUUGGUAGAUAGAAAGAGCAGCAGAAUAGGAUUUAACAAGCAGAAGAGACUUAAAAAAAAUGAAGAGGCUAUUGUAACCACAAUUCCUCCCUUGUCUGUACCCAGCUUUUCAUCGGAAAGAUUGUCCCCCAUUCUCAACCAAGUUUCUUUGCAAAAGAAGACAGCAUUUGGUGAACUUGUCUUGAGUUACUGGACCCUUAAACGACAAUCUAGAAAUGGAGUGCCACUGAACAGACGCCUCCAAACUAGACUACAUCCCCCCAAAAACAGUCAGCGCAAACAGACAGAGGAGGAGACUCAAGCACUGAAAGAACAGUUGAAGGAGUGGCAUCAGUUAAGGCAUGAUCUUGAGCGUGCACGAAUACUGCUGGAGCUGAUCAGGAAAAGAGAGAAACUCAAGAGAGAGGAGGUAUUGCUUCAGCAGACAUUAAUGGAGUUCCAACUCACUCCUUUCACAGUCAUUUUGAGGGCUGUCCUGGAUCAGUUACAAGAGAAGGACCAGGCACACAUUUUUGCAGAACCUGUCAACAUUAAAGAGGUUCCUGACUAUAUGGACCAUGUGUUGCAUCCAAUGGAUUUUUCUACCAUGAGCAAACGCAUUGAAGCACAAGGCUAUAAGUAUCUGGAUGAAUUUGAAGCCGACUUCAAUCUAAUUACUGAUAAUUGCAUGAAGUACAAUGGGAAGGAUACAUUCUUCUAUAGAGCAGCUGUCAAACUGAGAGACCAGGGUGGAGCUAUCCUCAGGAAAACUCGUCGAGAUGUUCAGAGAAUCGGCUUGGAUUUGGAAACUGGCUUGCAUCUACUGGAACCACCCAAGAUUGAGCCUUCUGUUCCUUUUUCUUGGGAAGAUGUUGACCGCUUAUUGGUUCCAGCAAACCGAGAACACAUGUCUUUUGAAGAGCAGCUGAGGGAGCUACUGGAAAAGUUGGAUAUGACUACAGCAAUGAAAUCCAGCCCGUCACGCAGCAGACGACUGAAACUGCUCAAGAAAAACAUCAGUGACGUGAGGUUGGAGCUGAGUUUGAGGAAGGCUCUUACUGCUGUUAAACUGAAGAAUGCUGCAGAGGAAGAAGUUGGCCAUAUCCAUCAAAAAGGUGACAAAUCGGUCCCACCAAAACUUGAGCCAUCUGUUUCUGUGCUGCCUCUCAUUAAUGCGGAAAGUCACUCUGAGCCACCUACACUGAAACCCAUUGAACCCAAUCCCGACAAACACUCGCACCAGAAGGAUGGCAUUUCCCAGUCACUUAAUGGAGACUCUCAUCUGCUUUUAGAGGACAGUGACAUCAACGUAGUAGCUACAUCAACUCUGGCUGAGCCAUCAAGUCCAGUUAACCGACGAACUUCUGUGCUUUUUCGCAAAUCAAAAAGCAGCACAAGCCCUCUUAGGACUUUGAAAGAUGAUGAAACUUUGAAGGGAAGUUCGCAGAUAGGUACAAAAACAUUCUUGUCAGUCGUCAUACCUCGCCUGGAGACAUUGCUCCACACCAGGAAGAGGCCACGGAGUGCCAGUGGAGACAGUUGCAAGGAUGAAUUGCCCGUCAAACGGCUGGACACGGAGCUGUCAAACAGUUUUGGCCUGAAUUCAGAAAGAGAGUUGUCUUCUAGCAGCCAGCCUCGUCAAAGGUGCACAUCUGAAUCCAGCAUGUCCUCCAGCAACAGCAGUAUUGCACUUAAUCUUACGAAGUGUGGAAAGGGAAAGCCAGCCCUAAUCCGAAGGAACACUGUGGAGGACAAAAGUGAGAUUAUUGCUUGCAUCGAGAGUAGAAACUUUGCUAAAGCUGCUAGAAUAGCUGCUGAAGUUAACAGCAGCAGUAUAUGGAUGCCUUCUAAUGCAGCCACAGUUUUGCUGGAACCUCUUAAAGUAGUUUGGGCUAAAUGUAGUGGAUACCCUUCAUACCCUGCCCUGAUCAUAGACCCUCAAAUGCCACGGGUGGGGUGUCAGCACAAUGGAGUCUCUAUCCCAAUGCCCCCAUUGAAUGUGCUACAGAUUGGAGAACAGAUGCAGUACAAGUCCGAAGAAAAACUUUACCUCGUUCUCUUCUUUGACAACAAACGCACCUGGCAGUGGCUUCAUAAAUCUAAGAUGGUUCCUCUUGGUGUUGACAAAACCAUCGACAAAAUUAAAAUGAUGGAGGGUCGUACCUCAGCCAUUCGCAAGGCUGUUCGGACUGCCUUCAACCGUGCAAUGAACCAUCUUAAUCAUGUCCAAGAUGAACCUGUUAACGACUUCAGUGAUGUUGACUAAGAUUGACAAAUGUAGGCACAUUCCAUAGCUUUAGCAAUGCCUAUUUCAUACUGCAGGAUUUUAAGCUGGAUUUGCAAGUUAACAAGCUUGCUGACAGAUCGGGGUCUGAAAAGUAUUACCGAUGUUCGGCAGUUUUACGCCACAGUCACACUAGAGUUUGAGAAUACUAAACACUGAUUAAACAAACUCCAUAUUUAAAAUUUACACAUUUCACAUUUUGAUUUUAUAUUAGUUUCAUGCAAUGCAAAUUCGAAUAUCAGAGUUCUCCAAGCUUGAAACAAGCAAAACAAGCUUUCGUUUUCAGCCUGGUGCAUUCAGCUACAUAUGAAUGGGGUGAAAAGUGCAGUGUGACUGAAGCUUUUAUGUGUGAACUACUGAAUGACACAUCAAAGAGGCUCGCUCGUGUCGCAUACAAAAAUCUAAUAUCUAGCAGGACAAACAUUCUAAACCAGACAGCCGACUCGACACCAUGUUAUUUCAGAUGUAAUGACGAUCUACAGCCAAUAAGAGAGCAAGGCAUGGAUUGACGGGCCAUUGUGUUCUCGCACUCAACAGAAAUAUCAGUGAUUGGCUGGCAUUGGUUCACUUAUAUCUCCCAGCAAGGACACGAACACAAAAGGAUAUGAAAGAAAUUUAAAACAGCUUAGCCGUGCAGAUAUACCAGAUUGAUCUGAUGACAGAUCAGCUGAAUAAUGCAUCUAAUAUGCGUGCCCUUCAAUGCUUUCAGAGCUAUAAUUGGCUACUGUUAUCUGACUGCGUGUCAGUUAUGUUGGUCAUCAUCAUAAACAGGCAUCCAAUAGUGUUCUGCUCUUUUUCACAGCUCUGCCUUGAACAUUUUUUCACUGUGGUUUUGGAUCAGACAGCGUUAAUAGGUGACAGAUUUGUAGUUCGAUUGUGUAGUUUGUGACCCCAUCUUGUGGAUCAUGUUGCAUACUGUGAACACCACAACAACAUGAAAACAAAACAAUGAACAGCACAGGGAUAUGCAGAUUGUUAAGGUCAUGUAGUGUGAACUGGAUAUAAGUGUCACUCCUGCUGUGUGAAGAUAUGGAGUAGCAAAAAUACAUAGCAAAAUAUGUCUUUAGUCAGUUCUGCAAAUACUUUAAAUUGCAUAAAUCUUAAUUUUUACUAUGCCUUCACACCAUCGCAGGUGACAAAGUCAAAAUUUACUCUGGCCACCCCACCAACAAUACUGUGCUUUCACAGCACUGCUGGCGAGAGCGUCAUUAGCUUGCAGUUUGCACUCUGAUGACUAACCAUUUUUACUUGAUUUCUAAUUGAAUAAAUCAAUCAAAAGCUGUUUGUGUAGUGAGGAUUCGUGUUCAUGUUUAAGUGCUAGUCUUUUUUCCAAUAUGUUGUCUAUAGAAGACAUUUAUUAGCCUAAUUUGUGAGCAUGUUACAUUACAAACUGUGAAACCCACAACAGCAAUCAUCAACCUCCACCUUUUUUUUUUUUUUUUUGCUUCCACUGGAACUAAUGUUGGAUCCAAAGUUUAUUUGACUGAUUUCUCUAGAAUCCUUUCAAGCAGUGGACUAGUACAUUCCCAAAGGCUGCUGCUGAACUGCAUCAUAGCUCAGAACUAUGAUGUUGGCUUGAUUUCAACUUUUGUCACUCACACCGUCCAAUGUGCAACACACUGCUUUUGCUAGAACUUGCCAUUAAAAUAAAUUACUUCUGGACAUUUGAUGCUCUCACUUGCAAUGUUGUGAAUGCAUGGUUAGAUUUAAUGCAAUGGGUACUACUGUAUAUAUAGUAUUUAUACAUUUUUGUGCAUUUUGGACAGCAUAAUUACUUUCUAGUAAUGGAACAAAUGGACGAACUAAAUAAACUGUGUGAAACUUGAGCUUUAAUGUUUGGACUGGAACAAUGUGAGUGUUUUAUUGUUUUUUCAAAUUAUUGAAAUUUAUUUACAGUUGUUCUUUCUUUGUUGUUGUUUUGCGUUAUUGUUAUUUUUUCACAAUGGUUUUAACCUAUUUUGAUGUAUUUAUAAAAGUUUGUAUAUAAUUGUGUCUGUCUUUUCCAUUAUAAAAACUUUAAAACCACAAGUGCGUUAUUCUAAUAUUGUAGUGAAACCAAAACAAAAUGCUGCCAAGUCUUCUUUUGUUUAUGCUGAGUAAAUAUCUGUUUUUUUUUUCUCUCUGUUUGUUCUUUGUUUUGGGGUGAAGGAAUUCCACAAUAGUAAGAAGUUGUACUGGUGUUAAUUUUUGGUGGGGAGGGGUGUUGGGGUUUAUUUUUUAUUUUUUUACGGGACAUCAAGGGUUGUUCUUGUUUUUUUUUUGUUUGUUUUUUAUGAUUAUUUUAAUGAAGUAGCCCUUGUGGAUAUAACGGUUUAUGUGACAUUUAUUUAGGUUGUUUUUUAUUAAUACAGUGAGUUUUUCAUACAAUGUGUCAAGUGUCUUAACUGGUAAUCACCUGUUAACCGUUCUUUCUUAUUUUGUUAUUUAUUUUUUUUUCAAAUAAAUUCAUAAACAAUCAA